UUCAUAACAUUCACCAGCAACAUGGAACCCAGAAACCACACAGCUGUUUCAGAAUUCCUUCUCCUGGGACUGACAGAGGACCCAGCCCUGCAGCCCCUCAUCUUCAGCCUGUUCCUGUCCAUGUACCUGGUCACCAUCCUGGGAAACCUGCUCAUCAUCCUGGCUGUCAGCUCUGACUCCCACCUCCACACCCCCAUGUACUUCUUCCUCUCCAACCUGUCCUUCAAUGACAUCUGUAUGGGUACUACCACGAUCCCCAAGGUGCUGGUGAACAUCCAAACUCAGGAUCAAAGCAUCUCAUACACAGGCUGCUUCUCCCAGACCUGCUUUGUCUUGAUUUUUGGUAGUUUAGAAAAUUUUCUCCUUGCAGUGAUGGCCUAUGAUCGCUUUGUGGCCAUCUGUCACCCCCUGAGGUACACAGUCAUCAUGAACCCCUGCCUGUGUGUCCUGCUGUGUCUCCUCUGCCUGCUCCUUAGCAUUGUGCAUGGCCUACUCCACACUCUGACGUUGCUGCGACUGUCCUUCUGCACAGACCUGGAGAUCCCCCACUUCUUCUGUGAACUUUCUCAGGUCAUCAAGCUGGCCUGUUCUGACACCCUCAUCAAUAACCUCCUGGUGUAUUUAGUGAGUAUCAUAUUUUUUGGUGUCCCUCUCUCUGGGAUUAUUUUCUCUUAUAUCCAAAUUGUCUCCUCUAUUUUGAGGAUCCCAUCAGUGGGUGCAAGGUAUAAAGCCUUUUCCACCUGUGGGUCUCACCUCUCAGUUGUGUCCUUAUUCUACGGGACAGGUUUUGGUGUGUACAUGAGUUCUGCAGUGACUGACACUUCCAUGAAGACUGCAGUGGCUUCAAUAAUGUACAUUGUGGUCCCUCAAAUGCUGAACCCCUUCAUCUACAGCUUGAGGAACAGGGAAAUGAAGGGAGCUCUGAGACAUCUCAUCAGUGGGAGUCCUUCUCUGGGAUUGUGUCAUGGCUUUAGGUUUGGGUCUCCGGAAUGA
Messenger RNA from Marmota monax (woodchuck), 993 nucleotides. RefSeq names its product olfactory receptor 7G2-like. Gene Ontology annotation, biological process: G protein-coupled receptor signaling pathway. Bases 22 to 993 code for a protein of 323 amino acids. Gene Ontology annotation, cellular component: membrane. The record is from RefSeq and is a predicted model, not a curated record. Lineage: Eukaryota; Metazoa; Chordata; Mammalia; Rodentia; Sciuridae. Gene Ontology annotation, molecular function: G protein-coupled receptor activity; olfactory receptor activity. The transcript has a single exon.